AACAAAAAUAUUGUUAGAUGAUCCAGAUGUUCAUUUUGACAGUUAGAAAUGGAAAAUGGGUAAAACAAAAAGAUAAUAAAUGAAACCUUCAAUAAGGAUGUAUGAAAAAAAACUUCACGUAUGUAGAAAUAAUUGUGUCAACCUAUUGUUGAUAAAUAAUAGUGUGGGUUGUAAGGAACCGUAUUCCUGAACACGUCGACAAAAUGUAGACCAAGCCGAGGUUAAAACACUGUAGACGUGCCAGCACCAGAAAGAAACUGUUGUGCUGAGAGGUGAGACGGUGCCUAGUGCCUGUUUGUAGUAAAAAUGGCACUUGCUGAAUUAGAAGACAUACUUUUUACACACAAUCAACAACACUUAUUAAGUUUCUGGAGUGAUUUAAGUGAAGACGAGCAAAACUCACUUGUAACUCAGUUAAGAAGUAUAAAUUUUGAACAAGUGAAUGAUGUUUUCUAUAGGGCACAAAGUUACAUGCAGGAAGGGAUUCAAAAGCUGGACGAUUACAUGGAACCUGUUCCACCAAAUCAGUUUGAAGCUGAAGUUAAGUUAGAUCCUGGAGUGUUAGAUGAAUAUUUUAUGCAAGGCUUAAACGAAAUAUCUAAAGGACAUGUUGGAGUUAUCCUGUUGGCUGGAGGUCAAGGAUCUAGAUUGGGAGUUACUUAUCCUAAAGGUAUGUUUCCCCUUGACUUGCCCUCAGGUAAGACAUUGUUUCAAAUACAAGCAGAAAGAAUACGACGGAUACAAAAUAUAGCAACAGAAAAAACCGGAAGAAAAGGUAAAAUAUCAUGGUUUAUCAUGACCAGUCAAGCAACCCAUGAAGCUACAGCUAAUUAUUUAAACAAACAUGGCUACUUCGGUUUGAAUAGGGAAGAUGUUAUCCUUUUUCAACAGGGCGUGCUGCCUAGUUUUGAUUUUGAGGGAAAAAUUAUCCUAGAAGAAAAGCAUAAAAUAUCAUUGGCACCAGAUGGUAAUGGUGGAAUAUAUAGUGCCCUAAAGAAAAAUAAGAUUUUGGAAAUAAUGAGGAAGAAAGGUAUAAAAUGUGUGCAUGUUUACAGUGUGGAUAACAUUUUGGUGAAGGUUGCUGAUCCCAAUUUUAUAGGGUAUUGUGUGAAGAAAGGAGCAGAUUGUGGAGCAAAAGUAAUUCCAAAAGAAAAUCCUUAUGAAGCCCUUGGUGUCGUAUGUCAAGUUGAUGGAAAGUUUCAAGUGGUAGAGUAUAGUGAAGUAACGGAUAAAACUGCAAAUCUUAGGGACGAUUCGGGAGAGUUAGUUUUUAGGGCGGGCAGCAUUUGCAAUCAUUUCUUUACCACGGAUUUUCUAGAAAAAGCUUCUAACCUCUAUGAGAAAAAACUGAAGCCUCAUGUGGCCAAGAAGAAAAUUUCGUUUGUAGAUAAAGACGGAAAUAAAAUCCAACCUAUAGAACCCAACGGUAUCAAGAUAGAAAAAUUUAUUUUUGAUGUUUUUGAAUUUUCUGAAAAAUUUGUUACGUGGGAAGUGCCUAGGACUACCGAAUUUAGUCCUCUUAAGAACUGUGAAAAUGUACAUAAAGAUUGUCCUUCAACGUGCCGACGGGAUUUGCUCGAUUUACAUAGACGGUACGUGAAACAAGCUGGGGGUAUUGUGGAAUCUGCUGAAGUAGAGAUUUCACCGCUGCUAUCUUAUGCCGGGGAAAACCUUAAAGAAAAAGUGGAAGGAAAAACAUUCUCCAAGCGAACUGUACUGUUGGCAGACGAAGAAACUAUUAGUAAUGGAAUAAAUGGUUCAUGAGUUCUAAUUUUAUUGUUAUCUAUUUGUAUCAACAGUUGUACUUAUAGCGGACAUCUUAAUUUAAAAUUAAGAAAUAGGUGCUCAAAAUUUUAAAUUAUUUGUCAACUCAGGGAAUUUUGAAAUUAAAGUCUUCGCUAUAAUAUUUGUAAAUAGUUAUACACUAAAGGGCCAAUGAUUGUUUUAGAAAUUUAAAGUUUUAUUGUUAUUAUGUCUGUUUUAUUAUUAAUAUUGUUUACUACUUAUUUGUAUGUAUUAUGUUUUGUGAUUGAUCAAGAAAAUAGCGUGUCGAAUUUUGAACGCGCGUUUUUUGAGUAAAAACUAAAACUCCCAAAGUGUGAAACACUGAAGGAAAUAUAUUAAGGAAACCUGUCAAUAGUACUGCUGUGGUUGGGUGGAUAGAGGAACAGAAAAUGCCCAGAAGCAAAAAGAAACAAUAAUCAAAAAUAGAAACAAAAAACAUCAGCAAAUGACGAUUUAUUAGAAAAAUAGAAUGAGACCAAACAGGCAAUCGAAAAUACAUGCAACGAGCAACUGCAGGCAAGUUAUAGACAAAAGAAGGACUGAAUAACCGAAGAGAUUCUGCAACAAAUAGGCAUCAGAAGAAAUAAUAAGAAUAAGCAUUCGGAAACAUACCCAAAAGUAAUAGAACAAUUAAGGGGGAAGUCUACUGUGGCAAGGGAAAAAACAGGCCGAUUUUCCGGAUUUUUUUUCUAACAAAAUAUGACUCAUACAUUAAAUUAAAUUAAACUGUCAUCUUUAUUAUAUAUUCAGUAUUUGUAAAAAAAAAUUCAAGUCGAAAUAUUCAAAAUUGCCGUCGUGGCACUCCUUCAACCGCAGGUCGGUUUUUUUAGGUGCCCAAUCUGAAACAAAAAAACAAAAUAUGGUUAUCAUCUACAUUGUAUUGACUCUCGUCUGAGGGAGGAUUUUGCCGAUAAAAAAUUUUGGCUCCGAAAAAAAAAUUCUUGAAAUUAUUUUCUAUUUUUUGCCCAAAUUUGAUGUUAUUAUUGUUUAUAACAAUUAAACAAAAAACGAUAUCAAAAAAUUCUCCGUCAGACGAGAGUCAAUACUAUGUAGAUGAUAACCAUAUUUUGUUUUUUGUUUCAGAUCACCCAGACGUGAGAUUUCAUGUACACCGUUUGGGCACCUAAAAAACAGACCUGCUCUUGAAGGAGUGCCACGACGGCAAUUUUGAAUAUUUCGACUUGAAUUUUUUUUUACAAAUACCGAAUAUAUAAUAAAUAUGACGGUUUAAUUUAAUUUAAUGUACGAGUCAUAUUUUGUUAGAAAAAAAUUCCGGAAAAUCAGCCUGUUUUUCCCUUGUCACAGUAGACUUCCCCCUUAAAAGAAUAACAAAGGAGGCAAAGGAGAAAUGGCUGGAAGAAAAGUACAGGAACAAUACAGAGCUUGAAGAGAAAUAUGACUCUCCCAAUAUUCAUAAGAAAAUUACACAAAUGAAAACGCAAAAAAGUAGGCGACCCCUGCAAAAGAUAUCACGCGUCUACUGAAAGUGUGGGAAUCAUAUACAGUGCUAGUCAAAAGUCCGUACCCCCCUCGUAUCCUUUGAACGGCUAUACCUAUAAUACUGUAAUUUGGAGGGAGGAAAUAAACGGACGUAAGCUUCUUAACUAGUCAUGAGAGGUGACGUAAUAGUGACAGAUGACGUUACAGAGCCACUGUGACCGAUAAUUUUAAAUAGGACCUUAUGGCAAGUGAUACCUCGUUUGAAAGGUAUUCAAAAUACCUAUUCAGUCAUACUAAUUUUUUUGGGUUUAAGUUGAUUUUGAUUUUGGUGAAUAAAUUAAAUAAAUAUAAUAUUGUAGUUUCGCAUUUAAUUAAUAAAAAUUCAAAUGUCCGUCUAUGGCUUUUUUGUCAAAAAAGUUGACGUUUUUCAAUUCUCUAGUAGUUUUUACGUCAACGUCAACCUUUUUGACAAGUAAUCAUAGCCGGAAUUUUGAAUUUUUAUUAAUUAAAUGCGAAACUACAAUUUUAUAUUUAUUUUAUUUAUUCAUAAAAAUUAGCUUGAACUCAAACAAAAUUAGUAUGACUGAAUAGGUAUUUUCAAUACCUUUCAAACGAGGUAUCACUUGCCAUAAGGUCCCAUUUAAAAUUAUCUGUCACAGUGGCGCUGUAAAGUCAUCUGUCACUAUUACGUCACCUGUCAUGACUAGUUAAGAAGCUUACCUUCGUUUAUUUCCUCCCUCCAAAUUUCACUAUUAUAGGUGUAACCGUUCAAAAGAUACGAGGGGGGGUACGGACUUUUGACUAGCACUGUAUAAAAACACUUUUUCGUGAUGAUCGUCAUAAAUAUACUGUCCUAAAUAAUAACGAAGAAAUUAUAGGCCCUCUUAUUACAAAAGAUGAGAUCAAUAAGGCUUUUUUAUCCUUGAAGAAUAACAAGGCACCUGGUCCUGAUGGUAUUUACUGAGAACCUCUUAAUUUGAUAUACGAAACGGACUGUCAUUUCAUUGAUACGGUACAACCACUUUAAGGUACUAGUACACUUUAGAAGACCAACCUUUAUUAAAAAUGAACAUAAAUCUUUGUACAUAUUAAUAUCUAACUCUUAGAGAAUACAAAAAAUAAUUCUUUUUUCAUUUAUGCACGUACACUAAUAUUGUAGAUUGCGCCAAAGUCGAGGCAUCGAAAAAAUGUAGUUCCGAUGGCGGAUAGGAUUGGGAUCACUGAAACAAAAAAAAAGAAUGUGUGUGUACUUUGUACGCACGUAAGAAGUUAUACUUCUAUUAUAUGAUUUCAACGAAAUAAAUAUACUUUCAACAGGUUAUUUGUAUUUUAUUUAAAGCGUAAACUAAUUUUUACUUCCAAAAAUUUUUAUUAAAACAAUAUGAAAAAUAAAAAAAAUUAGAAAACACAUGGAUUCGAACCGUGGACCUCUCGAUCUCCGGUCACACGCUCUACCACUGAGCUAUACUCCCUUUGCUUUGACAGGUUACAAGAUUUCUCAUACAUACUGACAAAUUUAAUAUACCAAGUGAAGUAUACAAAAAUACUUUAAAUAUACUUACUAUUAUUAUAAAAUAUCUUAUUCCCGAGGAAGACAAAUAAAGACACAAAAACUAUAAUAAAUAUAUUUACUAAAAACACUAAUAAUAUAUUCUUUUCACCCACACCUUAUUUGCGCUACAUAAAAAUGUAGCGACUAAUACCAUACUGUCGGUGUGCGCAUGCGCCAGGGAGUGUAAAAAUUCACCCUCGUGCCUAAAGAAUUAUAUGUAACUUCAAAAAUCGUACCGCAUUUGAAAAAGGAAGGUUUCUCGCGUGACAAUUUACCACCGUUAGUGAAAAAUUACGCAAAAAAGAUUUUACGGAAAUUUGAAAAAUUUUUGUGAAAAAUCACCCGUUUUUCUUCAGUUUUUCGUGGUUAAAAAAUAUUUGUUUUUUAUUUUUUGGUCAGAUUUUGGUAAAUUGUCACGUAAUAUCCCAAUCCUGAGAUUAACUGUCCGCCAUCAUUCUUCGAUGCCUCGAUUUUGCGCCCUAUACAAUAUUAGUGUAAGUGCAUAAAUGAAAAAAGAUAUAUUUUUAGUACUCUCUAAGAGUUAGAUAUCAAUAUAUAAAAAGUUUUAUGUUCAUUUUUGAUAAAGGUUCUGAGAAAAAAGUUCUUGAAAAAAUGAUUGUUUUAGGUCUUCUAAAGUGUACUAGUACCUUAGUGUUUUGGUAGCAAAACACCACAAAUAAAAUAACAGAGGAUAACAAAAAACAAAUAGAAGAUUUAAAUAACCCAUCCAGUAAAAUAAUAUAUGUAGGAACAAUGGUGUAGAAAUAUAGAAAAUGUUAAAGAUGAUAAUAAAAACAUACGAAAAAUAAUCAAAGACAAAAAAAGCAACAAUACAAAUGAAAUUCUUGUACUGAUGAAGCAGAGAUUUCAACAGAAAAACAACAGGAAUAUAUCCAAGACAUCAAAAAUCCAGGUAGCAAAUAUCCUAAAAAGUCACAACACCAAUUGUGUUAAAUUAUACUAAAGAAAAUAAUACUACUGGCAUCCUUGCCUAAUGACAUAAAUACAGCUAUACUAUGAUUACCGAUACUAAUGUAAUGUAUGGGGUCGAAAGAUGGACCUGCGGGUGUAUGUCGCAAAUUUCGUGGUUGGACAGAGUCCCAAACACAGCAGUACUAAAACUAGAAGAAUAAACAAAAAUGAUACACUCUGUUAAAAAAAAUCAUAAUACUACUGAAAAAUUGUUUAUUUUUUAGAAUUAAUUCUUUUAUUGGGAUUGGUAAGACCUCCCAUACGUUUGAUAAUUGUGAUGUAUGUAUAUAAUAGAACUACAAGAAACAGCACUCCUAAAAUUAAAUAAACUAAAGCAGUCUUCGAAUGUGAUUUAUAAGAUACGAAUGAAUUAAUGAUCGAAAUGAGAAGCCACUAAUAUAGUGGAAUACUUUAAAUCACUAAUAUGUGUGGAUUAUGAGGAAAGUCUUUGACCAAGUAACCAUUAUAAGCAUUUAAAGAUUGAGUAGACUGUAUACUGUAAUAGAUCACUUAUAUACUACAAUAAUUCAACAUAUCUAUGAAAAUGUAACAGAACGCGUUGGGUUUCACAAAUAUACUAAGAAAUUUCCAAAUGAACGAGGUGUACGACAAGGAAAAAUUAUCUGCUUUAUUUAACAAAUCUGAAAUUCAUCAAUGAUAUAGUCCUAAUUUCAGACCGUAUUGUUGAUGACAAAAAAAAUUAUGAAAUGACUACGACGAAGCUUGAUGAUAACCAGGCCUAAGAUAAAUUCUCUAAAGUACAGCUAAUGACCUGUAACUAACUGUUUACUAACUAACUAAUGACUUACUUAGUUCUCAUUGAACGUGCUCUCACGUAGAUGUUUAAAUAUUAAACAGGAUCUUUACUGCUUCAUUGAUUUUUAGAAGGCAUUCGAUAGCGUUCGAUAUCAGAAACUAAGGGAAAAAAUGUGGGCAUAUACAUAUUAAUUAACCAUAAGAAUUUCCAAUCCAAUUCUAUAAUUAAUAUAUAGUGGAAUCAAAGAACAACUUGAAAAAGUCGAAACAGAAACAGUAAACAUUAAAAGAGGACUUAGACAGGGAUGCGUGUUGUCUCCAUUGUUAUUUAACCUGCACAUCGAAUCUUUCGUAAGUAAUCCAAGAGAAAGUUGAAAGGCACAAAAUAUUUAGAUAAGUACACAUCGAUUAAUAGCGGAGAACCACAAGAUAAGUAGAGAAAAAUAAAUAUAUAAAGAUUAAAAGAGGAGUGAAACAGGGAUGCAUGUUGUUCCCAUAUAUUGCAUAUCCCGCAGAGGAAGAAUGCGGUAUAUUAAUAAACGGAAAAAUAUUACACAAUAUAAGAUUCGCAGAUGGUACCAUUAUUUUAGCUGGCAUUGUAUAAUCACUACAAGUGGUGUCAUGGUGCGGGAACGCCGUUCCGGCACUGGCUAAGAAAAAAAAAUUUAGGUUUUGUAAAUAAAUCACGGAAUUUUUGAAUUAAGCAAAUGCAUACACAUUUUAAAAUAUGCAGACGUAACUUGUAUUAAAAAAACAUAGAGUAAUAUUUUACUUGUAAAAAAGUUAAGGAAAGUGCGUUCCUGAACUGCUAAUUUUGCCAUGACACCACUGAUCACUACAACACAUUUGGUAAAUAAAGCAAAUCAAUGCCGUAUCUAAUACAUACUUGAAAUAUCCGUGAAAAGAACAAUUUCAUGAUCAUUACAAAGCUACAUAUACUAGCCAUCGAAGGAAAACAAUUUAUAGUAAAUAAAAAGUAUAAAUCCAAAUAAUUUAAAAUUGGUGAAACAUAAUGUAAAGAAUACUAACGGGACCUCACGUAAGAACCAUGAUCCAGGAAGCAAAGAACAUCUCACAAAGAGAAGAUGGGACGAAAUAAAAGGCACAUAAUUGUUUAAAAAAAUAGUUGGUCAACGCAAUGAAUAAAUUUCUUCGAUUCUACAUGAGACAGUCACCAGAUGUCACCACCAUUUAUCUCAGGGUCGCAACGUCACGCGUAACGACGAUAAAUCCAAAAUGCAUAGACAUUAAGUUAGAUACGAUCCUAUUCAUAACACACCAACUCACAUAUUAAGACAAAUAAAUAUAUGGAAGAAUAUAUUUAGAAAUUGAAUUAAUGAUGUCAUGCUAUUAUACAGUGUGUCUUCGUAACUUGGAAACUUUUUUAAUAUCAAUUUUACGAAAAAAAGUUAUUCUUUAUAAAGUGCUCUGCAUAGUCUAAAACCUAAGACGCAAUCAUCAUAUAUCAAAUUUUAUCAACAGUAUACGAGGAAUGUCAAAAAAUAUUAAUUUCGCUCAAGAGUAAAGUGCCUUUAUUCUUCACAAUAUCGAAAAUUGUCAUUAAGAAAAGUUGUUUGUAAUUAAAAAUUAUUCUAUAAUCUGCAUUUACACCGUUCUGAUUAAAAAAUUUUUUUUGAAAAUUUUCUUCAAAUCACGGACACUUAACAUCAUUUUUAUUUAUGAUAUUAGCUCAGUUAUUAUUAAUUUUACGAAAAAAAGUUAGUCUUUAUAAAACGUUGUGCACAGUCUGACAACUAAGAAAAAAUUAUAAGAUAUUAAAUUUUGUCAAUUUUAUACGAGGUAUGUCAAAAAAUAUGAAUUUCGCUGAAGAGUAAAGUACCUUUAUUUUUCACAAUAUUGAAAUGUGUUAUUAUAAAAAGUUUCAGAAUUAGAAACCAUGUUUCAAUAUGCAAUUGCAUCCUUCUAGUUGAAAUAUUGUGAACUAUAAGGGUAUUUUACUCUUGAGCGAAAUUCAUAUUUUUUGACAUACCUCGUAUAAAAUUGAAAAAAAUUGAUAUCUUAUGAUUGCAUGUUAGUUUAUUGACUAUUCAGACAUUUUUAUAAAGAAUAACUUUUUUUCGCAAAAUUAAUAAUAACGGAGUUAUCUUAAAUAAAAAUGAUGGGUAUCCGUAAUUUGAGGAAAAUUUUUAAAUUAUUAUUUUUUUCAAUUAGAAGAGUGUAAAUGUGUAUUAUAACAUAAUUUUUAAUUACAAACAACUUUUCUUAAUAACAAUUUUUGAUAUUGUGAAAUAUAAAGUCACUUGAGCGAAAUUCAUAUUUUUCGACAUACCUCGUAUAUUAUUGAUACAAUUUGAUAUCUGAUGAUUGCAUCUUAGGUUUUAGACUACGCAGAGCACUUUAUAAAGAAUAACUUUUUUUCGUAAAAUUGAUAUUAAAAAAGUUUCCCAUAUGGUUCCAAGUUACGCAGACACGCUGUAUAUACAUAAUGCAUUUUUCUUAAUAUGUAUGCGAGUUGGUGUGUCAUGAAUAGGAUCGUAUCCAACUUGGUGUCUAUGCAUUUUGGAUUGAUCAUAGUUACGCGUGACAUUGCAACCCUGACAGAAAUGGUGGUGGCAUCGUGUGACUAUCUAUUACAAUCAAACAAAUUUAUUCAUUGCGUUGACGAACUAUUCUUUUUUAAACAACGAAUAAAUAAAAGACUUGUAGACACCGUUUUAGGCAAAUAAUUUACCUUAAUUAUUAACUAUUUAAGAGUUAAAUAACUUAACAUAGUUACAUCUAAAACGGCCUAGUGCCUUCUGUACUAAAUAAAAAUAUAAAAUAUAUUCUAGUCAUUGUAACAUCACAUAUUAUUGUGUAAAUUUUGAUUGGCCCUUUACUUUGUAUGUCUUGUUCACUUAUGUGAUAAAUAUGUAAAACUUAUUGUACUAAAAUAAAAAGAUAUCGAACAUUUAGUUUUUUUAGAAUUGUAAAAUAACGUAGCACAAAUCGUACGCUUAAAUUUUUAUGUAAUCAAUGUACCUAAAUAUAAUUAUUGCAAAAAGUAUACAGCAUAAUAUGUAGAAUUUUUCUUAGCAUUAACAAUCACUCAAGUUGGUCACAUCUACCCACUCAUACUGAGGAUAAGGUAUGGCGAGUAAAUAUCUUUGAAUCCAAACAGUAAUUUAGUGAGACAACCUAUAUACACUUCCUCAAGAAAUUAACGCUCCCCCUUAAAAGUUGGUUAUUUUUAAUGCCUCGAAUUUCCUAAACCUGUUGUCCGCUAAGUGAUUUUUUAACAUGUUAUAGCCUGAUUCUUUAACAACAUCGCUGUAAUAAUAUUGUUCUUAGACAGGUAAAUUGUCAUUGUAUACCGGGUGUAGCAAUCAAAGUAAUUUUUCUCAAAGUUCGCGCCACCCUGUGGGAUAUUCUAGCAUUUAUAAAAUACUGAAAUUAGAACCCAACUAUAGCCUCAUGUUUUCUUAACAUUUAGUUUUUAUUCAUUCGCUUAUGUUGGAUAAUAAAAAAGUUAUGUACUUUAACAUCUAGCCUUGUUUUUCGUCAAUACAGGGUGUUUUUAAAUAAGUAUGGCAAACUGUAAGGGGUAAUUUUACAUCAAAAAAUAAUGUCAAUUUGCUUUAUGAACGUAUGUCCGCAAAACGUAUGCUUCGUUUCCGAGAUAGGGGUGUUAAAAUCUUACAAUACAAACUGACGAUUUAUGUAUUGCUCUAAAACCGGUUGAGAUAUGCAAAUGAAAUUUAGUGGGUUUUAAGAGGUAGUUAUUGUUUUUUUUUAUAUUCAAUUAAAAAUUUUUUUGUUCACCAUUGGCGCACAUAAGGGUCAUAUUAUCCGUUUGUGCGCCAAUUGUGAAUUUUAAAUUCCUAAUUGUAAAAAAUCGUAACAACUACGUCUUAAAACCCACCAAAUUUCAUUUGCAUAUCUUAACGGGUUUUAGAACAGUAAACAAAUCGUCAGUUUGUAAGAAAAAUUGCAACACCCCCUAUCUCAUAAUCGAAGCAUUUGCGAACAUACGUUUAUAAAGCAAACUUUUUUUCAUGCAGAAUUAACCCUUAAAGUUUGCCAUAUUUAUUUAAAAAUAUCCUGUAUUGACGAAAAACAAGGCUAGUGGUUAAAGUACCUGAUUUUUUUAUUGUCCAAUAUAAGAGAAUGAAUCAAAAAACAGAAUGUUAGAAAACAUAAGGCUAUACCUAGUUGGGUUUUAAUUUCAGUAUUAUAAAAGCUAGAAUAUUCCACAGGGUGACGCGAACUUUGAGAGAAAUUACAGUUUGAUUGGUACACCCGGUAUACAAUGACAAUUUACCUGUAUAGCAAUAAUAUUAUCACAACAAUAUUAUUAAAGAAUAAGGCUAUAGCAUAUUAAAAGAGUCACUUAAAUCAGACAACAGGUUUAGGAAAUUCAAGAUAUAAAAUAUUACCCAUUUUUAAGGUGGUGCGUUAAUUUCUUGGAGAAGUGUAGUUCGCAGAUUUUAUAAUAACUUGUUAAUGCACAUACACACAAUUCAUACACACCACGUUUGGUAGAAAAAAUCUGUUUAAAACGAAAAAUAAAUCACUUUAGCAUUAAGGGAUACGUAAAUUUAUUUACUAAGACCAAUGUGAAUGCGCAAAUUCUCGCAUCAAUGUGUUUUAAAUGCAUUCAUUUUUUCGAAUUAUGGGGAAACUAAUAAGUAUUUUUGAAAAAUUUAAACGCAGAAUAAAAGAUCACAUGAUUACCGAGUGCCGAAAGGCCCUUAGAAUAACCAAUAUGUUUCUUUUAAUGAUAUAUUUGAAAUUAAAAAUCACACUAAAUGUUCUCUUUUUUUUCGCCCCUGUAACUUAUUAAAAUAAACAUAGAAGUUUUCAGCGAUUUUCGGUCCUCGAUAAUAAUGUAAUCUUCCAUUCUGCGUUUAAAUUUUUCAAAAUUAGUUUUCUCAGAAUUCCAAAGAAAAUGUCCGCCUCAUGUAAUGGAUAGUAGGUGACGUCACAAUUUCAGUAGAUCUGGGUAAAUUUUAUUUACCUAUUGUUUAACUGUUAAAGGGGAGGGGUAUAGUAUUUUUGAAUAUUUUUUUUUCGAUUUUUAAUGGCUUAUUCGAUUGUAAAUAUUUUCAAGAGUAUACCAUUAAAAUUUCAAGUCAAUCCGUGCAAAAUUGACGGAGAUAUGGAUAUAUACAAAAAGUUUCUUAGUACUAUUCACAAAACUACAUUUUUUUUAAACGUUUUUUUUUAAAAACAUGGUUUUUUGAGGCGGUGUACAUUAUAACUCAAAAAGUAAUGUAUCGGAUCUUUCUGAAAUUUUGCACACUUCCUCUUUAGAUAUUUUACUAGGUAGUGACGUCGAGUUUUUGCUUAUUUUAACAAUUUUUUUUAUAUGUAUUACCAUUUUUCUGUUAACCGAACACACUUUCUCACUUUUUCUUCGAUUUUUUCUCUUUAAAGUUAUACCACGAAUUUAAAAGUCAAUUUAAUCAUAAAAACUCGACGUCACUACCUCAAGUAACUCUUAAACUAAAAUAAUCUUUUUGGUUUGUAUGCUUCAGAUGAUUCUGUCCAAAGAUAUAGUGUACACCGCAAAUCAUCUUUUUUUGGAUCGUCUACUUAAAAAUGACGCCACCACUUUAUUUUUUAAUAUUUUUGAAUAAAAAUUUAACUGAAUAAUCUUCAAGUGUUGUUCUUUAAGGUAGCCUUUUACCCAUUUAACUUAACCCCACCACUUUCAAGGGAAAUCGUUUUAAAAUUAUGUAAAAAAACGCAGAAUUAACUAUACCCCCCCUCCCUAAGCGUUUUCUUUUAGAUCUAACACAUCUUUUCUACCAAGCUUGGUAUGUAUGAAAUAGGAAUAACAAGUUAAAAUCUGCAAAAGUAUACAGGGUGUCCAUUUAAAUUAAAUAAGUUGAGGGUAUUUCCGGUGAAACGGGACGUAUAGUGGUGAACAAAAAUAUAUAGUAUCAAAUAUAUGUCAUGGUACUUGUAUGCAAAAUUUUAUGAAUAUCGUCUUUUUGUUUCAAAGACAUUUAUUUACUUCCAUACUUUAUCCAAACUCUAUAUAAUUACACAAGCCAACAACCCUGGGACCCAUAAAAUAGAGUAUCCUCUUCCCAAAGUUGUUAGUAUGCUGAAUACUGAUUCUGAGCUCAAAAUUGUUGAGUUGGCUCUAGUUUCUGAGACAUCCUGACCUUUAAGUCCAAAAAUCGCGGUUUUUUGGCCAUAUAGACCCGUUAAUUUUUUCUAUCCUAAAAUAAUACGUAUAACACCUUAAACUAUAAGUAUUUCGCUUUCAAACACGGUUGAGCAUGCUCAAAUAUAUUUUUCUUCGCUGAGUUAUUAUCUUCUAUCGCAAUUAAGCUAAAUACACUAAUAACUCACCCUAAUCUCUAAAAACAACCCGUAUUAGAUCACAAGUGGGCCAACGAACCUAAUCCUGAAAAAAACGAAGUUACUCGCUUAUUUUUCGUAAAAUAAAUUUUCCUUAAUAAGUAAAAGGGAAAUAUCAUUACAACACGCGAGCCGACCGACCUUUCUACCUACACCCUAACCCACCUUACCCCUAAAGUACGACCCCCCACCAAACCAGAAACGGGCUGACCCGCUAGUUUUGCACUUUUAGGUUAGGAUAUCUCAGAAACCAGACCCAAUAUGGAGCUGAAAUUCGGAUUCAACGCACAAAAAAACCUUCUGAAAAGUAUAUUCUUAUCUCUGGGUCCGGUUUUUCGUUUUAGUGGAAGAAAAUUCUAGGCCAAUAGUUUUAGCAGUAGAUAUCGGUAUGUCCCAUAUUUUCAAAAAAAAGUCCGGAAGUGGAUAAAGUGACUAAUUCUAAGCCACUCGUGUUAUAUCCUGCCAUAAGGUGUCCAUUUUCAAUAAAAAAUCUCUAAGAGUUUUCGAUAUAUGAAAAAAAUCGAUUUUCAUUUGUAACUUCAAAGGGCAGUAACUUUUUUGUGUGCUCUAUUGUCUAUAGGUAAGUGAGGUUCAAUCAACCUAUUUUUGACCCCAGAAUCUGUGGUAUAAUUUAUGACCAAUCUUUUUGGGACACCCUGUAUAUUAUGAACUACAUAUAUGGAUGGGAUUCUGCAGAAUGGAUCCAACCCACACUCUGUUAAAACUUAGAUACUAGCCAAAAACUACGAUAAAAUUUAAAAUUCUCUAUUAAAAAUAAUUAUGGUUUAACAUUAGAAUCGGUACAAUAUUAACGAUUCUAAUGUUAAACCAUAAUAAUUACUUUUAAUAGAGAAGUUUAAAUUUUAUAGUAAAGUUUUUGGCUAAUAUCUCAGUUUUAACAAAGUGUGGAUUGGAUCAUUUCUGCAGAAUCCUGUUCAUAUUUUGCUGGAUAUUGUCUGCUGUAUAUAAAUGUAUGUAGAGUAAUAGUACUUGCAAAUUCCAAUAAAUGUACAGUAUUAUUUUAAUCUUGCUUAAAGGUGGAGGUGUAAGUGCUAAAAAUUCAUUUUAAAAGGUCUACAAUAAGUUUGUCUCUCAUUAUAUUGUUAAGAUUAAAUUUUAUUGUUUUAUUGUUAAGUUUUGCCAUCACGUCUGAAUUAUUAGGAUAUUUUAUAUUAAAUAAAUUACAUACCUACUU
Diabrotica virgifera virgifera (western corn rootworm) is the source of this 14012-nucleotide messenger RNA. RefSeq names its product UDP-N-acetylhexosamine pyrophosphorylase. The record is from RefSeq and is a predicted model, not a curated record. Gene Ontology annotation, biological process: UDP-N-acetylglucosamine biosynthetic process. Bases 307 to 1764 code for a protein of 485 amino acids. The transcript is spliced from 4 exons. Gene Ontology annotation, molecular function: UDP-N-acetylglucosamine diphosphorylase activity. NCBI's taxonomy places the organism in Eukaryota, Metazoa, Arthropoda, Insecta, Coleoptera, Chrysomelidae.